Molecule: messenger RNA, 2138 nt
Organism: Xiphophorus couchianus (Monterrey platyfish)
Lineage: Eukaryota; Metazoa; Chordata; Actinopteri; Cyprinodontiformes; Poeciliidae
Product: gastrula zinc finger protein XlCGF57.1-like
Exons: 2
Coding region: 234-1772 (512 amino acids)
Biological process (GO): regulation of transcription by RNA polymerase II
Molecular function (GO): RNA polymerase II cis-regulatory region sequence-specific DNA binding; DNA-binding transcription factor activity, RNA polymerase II-specific
Source: RefSeq, a predicted model, not a curated record
UCCAGUAGAUGGCGGUAAUGCACAUCUAAAAGUUGUUUGCCAACCGCCAUAAAAAAGGAAAAGAAGAAGAAGAAGACAAAGAGGACGGCACGUGGUCUGUUUGGUUGAAUGUUUGAGUGUUUCUCUAAAAAUAUCUUCAGUCCAGCUUAAACUAGUUUAUCAACGAGCCGUUAACUGCUGCUGAAGAAACAUUCACAGAGUUUAAAGAAAUCAUCGUCAAGUCGGAGGAAGAGAUGGAUGAUCAUCGCAGACUGCUGGAUUUCUCCCGGAGGCCCCAGAUAAUCUUACACCGAAUAGAUUCCCUGAAGUGUAACGUUUAUAACCAGGAGAGGAGAUCCACUGUGGACCAGGAGGAGUUGGAACCUCUGCAGGUGAAUCAAGAACAGGAAGAGCCAGAAGAUCAUCAGAUAAAAGUGGAAGAGAAAGACGUUUACUGCAGUGAAGAUGAAGAACAGAUUGAAUUGAAACAGGAGACUGAUACCUGCAUGGUGGUUCCUGUUGAUGAGCAAACAGACCAUAUUGAAUCAGAACCAAACAGGAACCAAGUCAUCUUCCAGGAAGCUGAGAACCAAAAUCAGGAAAGAAGAAAACCUUUCUCAUGUGUCAUCUGUAAAAAGCGUUUGACUUUCAAAUCUGAUUUUGAUGCUCACAUGAGAACUCAUACGGGUGAAAAGCCGUUUACAUGUGUGACCUGUGGAAAAGGUUUUAGUCGAAAACUUAGUUUAACUGAACACAUGAUGAUUCACACUGGUGAAAAUCCGUUUUCAUGUGUGAACUGUGGAAAAUGUUUUAGUCACAAACAGAAUUUAACUCAGCACAUGAUGAUUCACACUAGUGAAAAACCAUUUUCAUGUGUGACCUGUGGAGAAAGUUUUAGUCACAAACAGGAUUUAACUCGGCACAUGAUGAUUCACACUGGUGAACAGCCGUUUUCAUGUGUGAACUGUGGAAAAAGUUUUAGUCAAAAACAGCAUUUAACUCAGCACAUGAUGAUUCACACUGGUGAAAAGCCGUUUUCAUGUGUGAACUGUGGAAAAAGUUUUAGUCGAAAACAGCAUUUGACUCAGCACAUGAUGAUUCACACUGGUGAAAAGCCGUUUUCAUGUGUGAAAUGUGGAAAAGGUUUUAGUCGAAAACUUAGUUUAACUGAACACAUGAUGAUUCACACUGGUAAAAAGCCGUUUUCAUGUGUGAACUGUGGAAAAUGUUUUAGUCACAAACAGGAUUUAACUCGGCACAUGAUGAUUCACACUGGUGAAAAGCCGUUUUCAUGUGUGAACUGUGGAAAAUGUUUUAGUCACAAACAGAAUUUAACUCAGCACAUGAUGAUUCACACUGGUGAAAAGCCGUUUUCAUGUGUGAACUGUGGAAAAUGUUUUAGUCACAAACAGAAUUUAACUGAACACAUGAUGAUUCACACUGGUGAAAAGCCGUUUUCAUGUGUGAACUGUGGAAAAGGUUUUAGUCGAAAACUUAGUUUAAGUGAACACAUGAUGAUUCACACUGGUGAAAAGCCGUUUUCAUGUGUGAACUGUGGAAAAUGUUUUAGUCACAAACAGAAUUUAACUCAGCACAUGAUGAUUCACACUGGUGAAAAGCCGUUUUCAUGUGUGAACUGUGGAAAAAGUUUUAGUCAAAAACAGGAUUUAACUCGGCACAUGAUGAUUCACAAUGGUGAAAAACCAUUUUCAUGUGUGACCUGUGGAGAAAGUUUUCGUCACAAGGUGAGUUUAAUUCACCACUUGAGGCGUCACACAGGUGAAAAGCUGUAGAAGUAUUUUCCAUACAUGUCCUAUGUUGAGGUUCACUAUAGAACUGAUUUUUUUUUAAACUAGAAUGAAAGACUGGAGGGGUUUCAUGUCUAUAAAGCUGAAAAUUGUUGUAUUUGUUAAAUGUGAUCAUUUGGAUACUUGGAGAUGUGCAACCAUGACACAUUUUCCUUCAGAGAUGCUUUCUUGUUCUUUUUGGUAUAUUCUGUAUCAAAAAACAAUAAUGAUAAACUGUAUGUUAUUGUAUUAACAUACUGUUUAUGUCAAACUGUAUGUUGUGUGUGUACAACGUGAAGAGCAGAGGACUCAGCACACAGCCCUGAGGAGUGCCAGUACUGAUCCUGAUAGAUGAAGAGGCUUGGGGGCCCA